UUGUUCCGACACGAUCGGCGUUCAACCUGAAGCCUGUGGACGUCGACAUCCACACGAAACUACGGCAACCCCACGAGGACAAACUGUGUCUGCGUCAUUUGCAUUGCCUGCCACUCCAAACUACAGCGACCCCAUUAGGACAAACCUUCUCUGCAUCAUUUGUGUUGCCCGCAUGACAGAAAUCACAUGCACAGUAUGUCGUUAUGAGGGUUCUGCGAGCCAUAUGCAACCACCAAAAGAGCCAGGUCCAUACAACUGAUUUCCCUGGAAACUACCCUGGCUAUGAUGACACUUGGGAUAUGCAGACCUUCCAAAAGAGCUUCAGAAUUGAUAUUGGACAGCUGACUGAGAACUUGAUGGAGUUUGAUAUGUUGAGAAUCGAUGCAGCUAUUGCCAAUGCCUUCAGAAGGAUCCUACUCGCAGAGGUCCCUACGAUGGCUAUUGAAAAGGUUUUUAUUUACAACAACACAUCUAUCAUCCAAGAUGAAGUGCUGGCACAGAGAUUAGGGCUCAUCCCAAUCAAAGCUGACCCCUUUCUCUUUGAAUAUAGAAGUACUGAUAAGGCGUUUCCAGAGGAGGAAGUUUCAGAAAUAAACACAAUUCAACUAUGCCUGAAGAUUAAAUGUAACAAGAACCCUCAAGCAAGCAAAGAUUCAUCUGAUCCACAGGAGCUCUAUUUAAACAACAAAGUCUUUUCCAGAGAUAUAAAGUGGAUCCCGAUUGGUAACCAGGCAGAUGUGUUUGUGGACUCCAGUAUUGGACCAGUACAUGAUGACAUCCUGAUAGCGCUGCUCCGUCCAGGACAGGAACUUGAUAUUAUCAUGCAUUGUGUUAAAGGAAUUGGCAAGGAUCAUGCUAAAUUCUCACCUGUGGCCACGGCAAGUUACCGUCUCCUGCCGGAGAUUACCCUUCUUGAUACAGUGAAGGGUGAGAAGGCAGAACGCCUAAAGCGCUGCUUUUCACAAGGAGUGAUAGAAUUGGAAGAUGUUAAUGGAAGCAAGGUUGCGAAAGUAGUAAACAGUCGACUGGAUUCAUGCAGCAGAGAAAUACUCCGUCAUGAUGACUUAAAGGAUGUGGUGAAACUUGGACGAGUGCGAGACCAUUUCAUCUUUUUUGUGGAAUCUACAGGAGUGCUGCCCCCGAAUGUCCUGGUCACAGAAGCCAUAAAAGUCCUCAUGGCGAAGUGUCAGAGAUUCCUGAAUGAACUGGACUCUACUGACAUAGAGUGAAAUAAUGAAAUCUGUUACAAUGGAAUUGUUCUUUCAAACCUUGCUUUUGGAAAUCUGUGCUUGUUUUUUUUUUUUUUACUGUCACAUUUUGUUUUCGUUUGACUUGCUGCUCUGUAUUUUAAGAUGGGCUAUGUUUAAUAGAAAUUAUAAUUCAAUUCUCAAGUUUUCACUGUAGUUUAAGUAAAUCCAAAUUUACUGUGCACAAAAACAAACUGUCACGUGUUCUAUGUUCCAAUAGCCUUUUUUAGUGGUAUAGUUUCCAGUCAUAUUUUUCUCCCAUCACUUAAUUGCCUUCUCAAAUAAAUGCAUGAACUCACAA
Messenger RNA from Syngnathoides biaculeatus (alligator pipefish), 1548 nucleotides. RefSeq names its product RNA polymerase I and III subunit C (gene polr1c). Lineage: Eukaryota; Metazoa; Chordata; Actinopteri; Syngnathiformes; Syngnathidae. Gene Ontology annotation, molecular function: protein dimerization activity; DNA binding. The record is from RefSeq and is a predicted model, not a curated record. Gene Ontology annotation, biological process: DNA-templated transcription. Bases 204 to 1229 code for a protein of 341 amino acids. Gene Ontology annotation, cellular component: RNA polymerase I complex; RNA polymerase III complex. The transcript is spliced from 9 exons.